AAAUAGACUGUAAUCGAAUGGUUAAAUGUUUUUAAUUUCGAGUGUGCGAAGAAAUUAUUUAAACUUAAGGAGGAUGUCCAUCCAAGCUGCUUUGAUAGAUCUUAGUGGGACGCUGCAUGUGGAAGAUGAUCCGACACCUAAUGCAGUCCAAGCACUAGUCAAAUUGCGUGACUCUGGUGUCGCGGUCAAGUUCGUUACAAAUACUACCAAAGAAUCAAAGGCUACGCUUCAUGAUCGGCUCUGCAAGAUGGGAUUUGAGGUGGACCGCUCGGAGAUCUACAGUUCACUUAGUGCCGCUGUGGCCUAUGUCGAGAGCGGCAAGCUAAAUCCCUACUACCUUUUGUCGGAGGAUGCUAGGAAGGAUUUCCCCCCGGAGGACACGGAGCGAUAUCUGAAUUCCGUUGUAGUUGGUCUGGCACCCAAGGAAUUCAACUAUGAGAAAAUGAACAAGGCUUUCAAUGUGUUACUCGAAAAAAAGGAUAACCAACUGGUGGCUGUUCAUCAAGGGAAAUAUUACAAGCGUGGAGAUGGCCUUGCUUUGGGUCCUGGAUGCUUUGUCAAGGGUCUUGAGUUUGCCACAGGCCGGUCGGCGAAGGUGAUCGGCAAGCCCAAUGCCUACUUUUUUGAGGGCGCCUUGGCUGGCCGAGAUCCCUCUUCCUGCGUCAUGAUAGGAGAUGAUGCAACUGACGACAUCGAGGGUGCAAUGAGCGUGGGAAUGCAGGGCAUCCUUGUCAAGACUGGCAAAUAUUUGCCAGGAGUAGUACCGUCGCCACCACCCACUGCUCUGGUGGAGAACUUUUCCGAGGCAGUCGAUUGGAUAAUUCAAAAAAAUACAAAAUAGGACGCUGUUGAACAGAAUGUAAUAAAAAAUGUUAUUUAAAUGUGUAUACAAAUGCAUUUAUUUUAUAAAUAAGCAAAAAAUUCGUAUGAAAUGCUGUUUGGAACAGAUCAACGACUAUCUUUAAGCAUAGUUUAUCAAAAUUGUGAGUAAAAUAAAGGCAUUGCCGAUUCCAAGUCUA
Messenger RNA from Drosophila ananassae, 1019 nucleotides. RefSeq names its product haloacid dehalogenase-like hydrolase domain-containing protein 2. Bases 26 to 841 code for a protein of 271 amino acids. The record is from RefSeq and is a predicted model, not a curated record. Gene Ontology annotation, molecular function: phosphatase activity. Gene Ontology annotation, biological process: dephosphorylation. Lineage: Eukaryota; Metazoa; Arthropoda; Insecta; Diptera; Drosophilidae. The transcript has 4 exons.